UUUUCAUAGAAUACCCUUCACGUAAAGUUCACCUCUGACCCGGAACCUGUAUUUGAUUACUCCGCCUGCCCCCCCACCAACAUUUGCAGACUGCUGCCAUGGUCGGGUUUUACAGGCCUGUGUUCAUCGGAAUUUUGGUGUUUUCUACCUUACAGAUGCAGACGAUUCCGGCUUUACCUGCCCUCUGAGGGUGUGACUGCAACCAGGAGUAGAGUAACAGACGUGUGAACAACAUGGCGUUCAAGGCUCCUGGACCACCGCGUACCUGUGGACAGGGCUCAGGACACACUGGGAAUGCAGACCAAGGCAUAGUACUUAUGGACGCCGAUGGAGGUGCCCGUGUUCUCCGCCUAGUCUCCGGGGACAAUCGCCGAGCUCUGGCGGGCAGGAACACAGCAACACCCGCCGAAAGUCGAAGAGACGCCCGUCCACCUGACGGACUCGUUCCGAAUCUCAUUGCCCCUCCGUCGCACCAACCAGGGACCUUUCAAGCACCGGGAAGUCACUACAGUUCUUCUGUCUGGAACGAGCCACUGACAUCAUCUGCAGCUGUACGGAUGGGACAAACAUCGUGUCCUCCUCUCCAUGUUACAUCGCCAACACAUCCUACGGCUGUUAAUCCGUCAAUGUGGACCCAACCUACGCAGGAGAUGCAGAGUCAAAAGGCGUUCCCUGGUCUCAUGUCCCAAAUCUUGGAGAGCGGGAGUCAUAGUAGCAGCAAGACGAAGGACUUUCGACCAGAAGCGGGCAUGAACAACUACGGGAAGUCUGUUCCAAAUAUUGCCCUAGAUUUAGAUGCGCAUGAGAAACAACAGGAUCCUCCCAAAAUGUCUAUCAGUGAAGAGUUUGGUAACGUAAGCAUAUAUCCUUUUGGUAAUUACGAUGCAGCCGUUGGCGAGUCACACAACUUAGACGGCAAAAUCACAACGACAGUCAAGAAAGAAAACGGGGCACCAAACUGGUCAAACCAGAUAAAAUCAGAGGCUGAUGAUGUUGAAAGUAACCAGCAAGAGGCUAACGGAAAAGCAACGGGAACAUUUCGAAAUCUGUGCGUCAUAUGCGGGGCGAGGUAUCGUACCAAAGGUGGUUUGCACUCUCACACCAUUUACAAACACAGCGAUGCGAGACCUUACAGUUGCGAGAUGUGCGGAGCGACGUUUAAGGUCCACAGUAAGUUGACGCGUCACAAAGUAGAGAAACACUGUGAUGACCGGCCCUAUAUCUGCCUGGUGUGCGGCGUCAGCUUUAAGCGUAAGGACAAGCUCGGACGGCACAAGCGGACGCUACACAGUGGGGAGCGACCAUACGUAUGCGGCACGUGCGGAAAAGCGUUCAAAAGAAAAGAAGUGCUUCGGCAUCACGAGUACAAACAUUCCUACGGUGACCGUUUGCCGUACGAGUGUCUGGAAUGUAGGAAGAGGUUUGGGAGGAAGGACAAGAUCAAUGCGCACAUGAGGAAGGAGCACGGAGCGAAACGCAGUGUGAACAUCGAGCUCUACAGUAAAGAGUUCUCUUCGCUGCAAUCAUCGUGUUCAUAGAAAAAGGGAUGAAAAUAGAUUCUCCUAUCUAGUCACCU
Molecule: messenger RNA, 1576 nt
Organism: Branchiostoma floridae (Florida lancelet)
Lineage: Eukaryota; Metazoa; Chordata; Leptocardii; Amphioxiformes; Branchiostomatidae
Product: zinc finger protein 343-like
Exons: 2
Coding region: 234-1538 (434 amino acids)
Biological process (GO): regulation of transcription by RNA polymerase II
Cellular component (GO): nucleus
Molecular function (GO): RNA polymerase II cis-regulatory region sequence-specific DNA binding; DNA-binding transcription activator activity, RNA polymerase II-specific
Source: RefSeq, a predicted model, not a curated record